This is a messenger RNA of Batrachochytrium dendrobatidis JAM81, 1479 nucleotides long. RefSeq lists its product as uncharacterized. Gene Ontology annotation, molecular function: protein binding; mRNA binding. Gene Ontology annotation, cellular component: catalytic step 2 spliceosome. Bases 1 to 1479 code for a protein of 492 amino acids. Lineage: Eukaryota; Fungi; Chytridiomycota; Chytridiomycetes; Rhizophydiales. The record is from RefSeq and is a predicted model, not a curated record. Gene Ontology annotation, biological process: mRNA splicing, via spliceosome. The transcript has 2 exons.
AUGGUUAAACCGUUUCAAGGACCUGCUAAUCCAUUUGUUAGUGCAAAGACCAUGACAAACAAGAACACUCAGUUGGGAUUUGUCGAGGAUUGCAAUAUGGCCAAUACCGACUUUAAUGAGCUGCACAGGACUUUUGUCAACUUUGGAUAUACCAGAGAUCCUGAUGCAAUUGACAGCAAUGGACUAGUUGGAGAUUCCGACAGGAUUCAUUCUCAUGGUGGAUUGAUGGCUAGUGAGCUUAAAAAGAGCCAUAUUCCAGCAACCAUUAAUGCCAAGAGAAAAAGACUUCCACAAGGCGAUGCUGCAGAUAUUGAUGGAUUUCAAGGUCCAUGGGCAGGUUUUGAAGGUGAACAACUAUCUGUACCUGAUCGAACUGCUGAACAGGAGGCUGAUGCCAUUGCCGGUAUUAUCAAUACUCAUAAUGGCGAUGAUAAUCUAUCCAAGUCCAAAGGGUCGGAGAAAUCUGUCUUUUAUGGCAAAAACCUACAUGACUACCAAGGCCGUACUUACAUGUCCGUACCUCAUGAUACCGGAGUAGAUCUACAAUCUGAGCUUGGCUCAUUUGAAUGCUUCCUUCCUAAAAGAUCUAUUCAUACAUGGACUGGCCAUACCAAAGGUGUCAAUGCAAUCAGAUUCUUUCCUUCUACUGCUCAUCUGCUUCUGUCAGCUUCAAUGGACUCUACCGUCCGUCUUUGGGAUGUCUACAACGACAGAUCGUGUCUACGUUCUUUCCAUGGCCACUCAAAGGGAAUCAGAGAUAUCGACUUUAACAACUCAGGAUCCAGAUUUCUUUCUGCCUCUUACGACAAAUUCCUCAAACUCUGGGACACUGAAACUGGCCAGUGCAUUUCCAAAUUCACUACAAAACGUAUUCCAUACUGUGUCAAAUUCAAUCCAGAUCCUUCAAAGCAAGACAUUUUCCUCACAGGCUGUCAGGACAAAAAGAUUUACCAGUUUGAUGUGCGCUCUGGAGAAAUUGUUCAAGAAUAUGAUCAGCAUCUGGGUGCUGUCAAUACAAUCACAUUUGUAGAUGAUAAUCGUAGAUUUGUUACAACAAGUGAUGACAAAACCUUGAGGGCUUGGGAAGUUGACAUUCCUGUAGUGAUCAAAUACGUUGCUGAGCCUGACAUGCACAGUAUGCCUGCUGUAACACUUUCUCAAAAUAAGAAAUGGCUUGCGUGUCAAUCCCUUGACAAUCAAGUACUGAUCUACUCUGCGCGCGACAGAUUCAGAAUUAAUCGUAAAAAGGUAUUCAAAGGACAUUUAAUUGCUGGCUAUGCUUGCCAGCCCAAUUUCUCUCCCGAUGCGAGGUACAUCAUGUCAGGUGAUUCCGAGGGGAAGCUGUGGUUUUGGGACUGGAAGACUUGUAAAGUCAUGAAAAAGAUCAAUGCGCACGACGGUGUUGUUAUGGGGUGUGCAUGGCAUCCUCACGAGACAAGUAAGGUAGCCACGUGUAGUUGGGACGGAACUAUCAAGUAA